UGCUUUUUUCUCUUCUCUCUUUAUAAACGAUAUGGUUUUGAAGCUCAUUUAUUAAAUAUGAUAUCUGAAGACUUAGAGAUUGAUCUCUUACCGUCAUCAAAUGCCGAUAGUCAGAAUGAUUACUGUGAAAAUAAAAAACAGCCUUCGUCUUAACAUCAGAUACGAGUUAGUACGAAAAUAAAAAGAGGAAGGCAGCCUAAAUAAAAAAAAAAGACUCUAACCUCAAAAACAUAAAUCAUUGAAGAAAGAAAAUCUGAUGAAAGUCCAGAUAUAAUCAUGAUAGGAUCAUCAAAAGCAAAAAUGGCCAAAGCAAAUACGAUUAUGAAGAAGAUUAAAAAAAAAUUUACAACAAAGUAACAUAAGAAAAAGAUAAUUGAGGGAAUAAAAAAGGUUUAGAAAUAACUAAAACCAACGAUGGAAAAGACAUAGUCAAAGUUUCAAUCAGUAGUUUGGAGUUUCAAAACAUUUCUCAAACAACUGAAUGAAAGCAUGUAAAGAGCUUUAGAUGAAGGAGACAAAAUACUCAAGGAAUUUGAAUGA
Molecule: messenger RNA, 540 nt
Organism: Paramecium sonneborni
Lineage: Eukaryota; Ciliophora; Oligohymenophorea; Peniculida; Parameciidae
Source: the annotation of a GenBank genome assembly